AUGGAAACCUCUACUGAAAAGCUAGGGUAUGCACUAUAUUUGGCCUUCUGCAGAGUUCUUGGUUGCGAUUUGGCUAUUGGUUUGAAGCAUAUGUCUCGCGAUAAGGCAAUAAUGCAAAUGUUUCAGUGUUUUCCAAGUAAUAGACUUGUUCGGGUGUAUUUUGUGUAUCCAGAUGAUUUGCCAGAACAAGGUGAGAAUAACCCAAUGGUUAGUGGAGAUACAGACUCUGAAUUAGAUUCUGAAUAUGUGGAGGAAGCAAACCAAACUGAUUUAGAGUCUACUGAAUAUAAAAAUUUUGUUGAUGAUAUGGAAUGUUCAAUGAUGAUAAUGUGGAUAUGGAAGUUCAAUGGGCCA
This is a messenger RNA of Ilex paraguariensis (yerba mate), 354 nucleotides long. The record is from the annotation of a GenBank genome assembly. NCBI's taxonomy places the organism in Eukaryota, Viridiplantae, Streptophyta, Magnoliopsida, Aquifoliales, Aquifoliaceae.